This is a messenger RNA of Haliotis rufescens (red abalone), 1759 nucleotides long. RefSeq names its product 4-aminobutyrate aminotransferase, mitochondrial-like. The transcript has 13 exons. Bases 132 to 1649 code for a protein of 505 amino acids. NCBI's taxonomy places the organism in Eukaryota, Metazoa, Mollusca, Gastropoda, Lepetellida, Haliotidae. Gene Ontology annotation, cellular component: mitochondrion. The record is from RefSeq and is a predicted model, not a curated record. Gene Ontology annotation, molecular function: pyridoxal phosphate binding. Gene Ontology annotation, biological process: GABA catabolic process.
UGCUUAUGCUAAACACGUGGUAGCAGCGAGAGAGGUUAACUCGAGUAAACCAGUCAAUCUCGUAUAACGGUGAAUUGCAUCAAAGUGUUCGGUUGCGGUGAUUGUUGCUGCACAAAAUCAUUCGAACCGAUAUGGCGUCUCUAAAGAAUGUUGGAAGAUCGCUCGCAAGAUGCACAUUACAAAGUGUUGCGAGGGGGCCGCAUAUUCAGUCAGUUCGAUGUCGGGCUGCUGCACCUGCUGUGAAUGUUCGGCCAGUCGAUGAUGAGCCUUCGGCGCCGAUGGUGAAGACGGCCAUCCCGGGUCCCAGAUCCAAAGAGCUUCUAAGGGAUCUGGAAUCAAUACAGAACUCUGAGGCUGUUCAGUUCUUUGUGGACUAUGACAGAAGCCAUGGCAACUACAUCACUGAUGCUGAUGACAACGUUCUUCUGGAUUUGUACACUCAGAUUGCUUCAAUACCCAUCGGCUACAACCAUCCCAAUCUGAUGGCAGUCAUGCAGAAACCAGAGAACCUGGGCCACUUCAUCAACAGACCUGCCCUCGGUGUGUUUCCCCCCAAGAACUGGGCCGAGAAGCUGCGCAAAACUCUUUUAGCUGUAGCUCCCCCAGGGAUGUCCGAGGUUCAGACGAUGGCGUGUGGUGCUUGUUCUGUUGAGCAUGCUCAGAAAGCCUUGUUCAUUGCAUACAAGGCACGGCAACGGGGCGGGGCUCCCCCAACCAAGGAGGAGUUGAGUAGCUGUGUGAUGAACCAGGCUCCUGGCAACCCUGAUCUCAGCAUCCUCAGCUUCAAAGGGGCAUUCCACGGCAGAACUAUGGGUGCGCUUGCAGUAACACAUUCUAAAGCAAUCCACAAGUUGGAUUUCCCAACACCUCUCUGGCCAGCAGCCUCCUUCCCUGAGCUGAGAUACCCACUGGAGGACUUCGUACAGGAGAACAGGGCGGAAGAAGAAAGAUGCUUGGCAGAGGUUAGAGAUCUGAUAGAGAUAUACGAGAAGAAAGGCCGACCUGUGGUGGGAAUUGCUGUGGAGCCCAUACAGUGUGAAGGGGGAGACAACCACGCCACUGCAUACUUCUUCCAGGGUUUACAGGAUAUUACUAGAGAGAACACUAUCGGCCUGUUGAUUGAUGAAGUUCAGACUGGUUGUGCAUCCACGGGGAAGUUCUGGGCUCAUGAGCACUGGAAUCUGAGGGAGCCCCCAGACACAGUGUCCUUUGCCAAGAAGAUGCUGACAGGGGGAUUCUAUUAUAGACAGCAAUACAGACCAAAAGAGGGAUUCCGCAUAUUCAACACGUGGGUUGGUGACCCUGCCAAGGUGACCUUGCUGGAGGAAGUGGUGAAGGUCAUCAAGAGCCAGAACCUUGUGACCAACAUGGCCAACAUAGGGGAGUACCUACAGCAAGGGCUCAAGGAUGCACAGACCAAGUUUCCUGGGGUGGUAAAGAAUGCCAGAGGCCUUGGAUCCCUGUGUUCCAUUGACUUCAACAACUCUGCCACUCGAGACAAGGCGAUCUUGGCACUCAGAGAGAAAGGAAUCCAUGUUGGGAGUUGUGGCGAUGUGGCCAUCCGCCUGCGGCCGACACUGAUCUUCCAGAAGAAGCAUGCUGAUGUCUUCUUUGAUUGUUUUGAUUCCGUUUUGUCUGCUUUCAAAUAAAUGUCAGGGAGUACUCAAAGAUUGCCAAUAAUAGUUAUGGAACAGGCGAUCUUUUACAAAUCCACCAAUGUUAAAUUGUAUGGGCGGCCAUUCGGUCAAAAAAUACAAAG